This is a messenger RNA of Vitis riparia (riverbank grape), 2117 nucleotides long. RefSeq names its product cyclin-SDS. Gene Ontology annotation, biological process: regulation of cyclin-dependent protein serine/threonine kinase activity; mitotic cell cycle phase transition. The coding region runs from base 90 to 1907 and encodes 605 amino acids. The transcript is spliced from 7 exons. Gene Ontology annotation, molecular function: cyclin-dependent protein serine/threonine kinase regulator activity. Lineage: Eukaryota; Viridiplantae; Streptophyta; Magnoliopsida; Vitales; Vitaceae. Gene Ontology annotation, cellular component: cytoplasm; nucleus; cyclin-dependent protein kinase holoenzyme complex. The record is from RefSeq and is a predicted model, not a curated record.
CAAAGCCAAACCAUAUCAAUCUUUCCGACUUCAAAUCCGAAACCGAACACAAAGAUCAAAUUCGGAUUUGCAACGGAGAAGCAAUCACGAUGAGGCCCAAACGCAAUCGAAAGAAGCGAAACUUCGAAUCACUUCCAUACAACAAGAAACUCCGGUCGAAGCUACCUCGCCGGAGACGAUCUCAGAUCUCUCCAAUUUUGUACACGACUUCGAACUCGAAUGCUUUCCGUACGAAAUCUGGUUUACAUGCUUUUCCAUUGCGUUCAAGUUCUUCAUCUUACAAUUCGAGUAGAAUUUCAAGUUUUCUGAGGAAGAGAGAGUUUGAGGAGAUAGGAGCUUCUGGAGCUGUAAUUCGAGGAAACGAGAAGGUCCGGAGAAUUACUAGAUCUUAUUACCGACAGAAGCAGAAUGAGAGAAAGUUGGAGAUUGGAGACGGUGGUGUAGAAGCGUCUGAAUCGUCCUGUGUGGAGUCGUGUUCUGGAGCAGAUGUUCGAGUCUCUGCAGAGGCAAGUUCUAAGUUCAAGAGAAAAAAUGCUGAAAAUGCCAAAAUAAUUGGAGGAAGCGAAAAUCCGGAAGCAGUUCUGCGAUCCGAGAUUUCAUCGAUUCAACAAAUCGCCGGUGAAAAUUUGAAGUCCGAUGUCAGAAACAUCAAGAAAUCUUCGGAAAGGAAAGACAACGACGUAACUACUUCAGUUACAUCUGGCGUGGAAUUGCCUUCGGAAAUGAAGUUUCCGAAUGCGAGUUCACCUCUUGGAAACAGAGCUUUAGAAUCUGAGAUCUCGCGAAGUUCACGAAAUUACGUCGAUGCGAACUUCACUGUUUCGAAUUCUAGUUCAAAUUCGGAACAGAUGCCAAAGGGCUUAGUUUUUGACUGUGAUCUUUGCUGCUCGGAGUAUCUGUCAUACGAUGAGGUUUCAGAUUAUUCGUCCAGUCACGAGAUGCUAAUUUCCGAGAUGCAAACGGAUGUUCUCCCGGAAAAUCCCGAACUAGAUUUCUCCGAUUACACUCCGUCUCUCUUCUUCGAGUCUGGAAGCGAAUUCUCUGAGAGAUCAGAGGGAGAUUCGACUCGGUCACCCACUUUCUCGUUGUUUGUUCAGUAUAAUCAGCAAUUUUCCAGAUUAGCUUCUCGUCUUGAUGCACGAGUUUCUUCAUCACUCGUUCAAAACGAGUAUCGAGAUGAAUUUACAUUGUUGAGGUUCGAAGACGAGGACGACGAAGAGAGCUACCAGAGGUUCAGGAGCAGAGAGAGAAAAGCGUGCCUACAUGACUAUGGCAAAGAAUACUGCUCCAAGACGGAGUACGGCGGUCUCGUCGCCGAGCAGCGGUUAUUGAUGGUACACUGGAUACUUGAGCAAUCUGCCGCAAAGGAACUCCAGAAAGAGACCCUGUUUCUAGGAGUAAACCUCCUUGACCGAUUCCUCAGUAAAGGAUUCUUCAAGAACAAAAGGAGCCUUCAAAUUGUCGGAAUAGCAUGUCUUACACUAGCCACGAGGAUAGAAGAAAACCAGCCUUACAACAGCCUGCGGCAGAAGACAUUUUGCAUAGGAAACAAUGUGUUUAACAGGCGUGAAGUGAUAGCAAUGGAAUGGCUGGUGCAGGAAGUUCUCAAUUUCCAGUGCUUCAUGCCCACCACCUACAACUUUUUAUGGUUCUACCUGAAAGCUGCAAGGGCGAGUGCGGAGGUGGAGAGGAUGGCCAAGUACCUGGCAGUGCUAGCGCUGCUGGACCAUGAGCAGCUGUGCUACUGGCGCUCAACUGUUGCAGCAGGGUUGGUCAUCCUUGCUUCUCUAGCAGCCAAUCAAGAUGCAUCCUGCCAACGGGUCAUGGAGACCCACGUAAGAACGAAAGAUGAUGAUCUACCUGAGUGCAUAAAGAGUAUGGAGUGGUUGGUAAAGUACGUGUCCUAGCAGAGAAAAAUAACGCGAGCUAUCUCCUUUUAUUCGGAAAUUGAGGAAGUUCUUUCCACUCUGGGCAAAGGACAUGGAUAACCGGUGGGUCAAGGUAAUCUCUUCCAAUUUUGAUCAAUAUAGUAAGACAAAUCUAUUUCCAUCCUAAUGCAAUAGUAGCUGAUGCUUCAUGUAUACUGUCCAUAAAGAAAAAGAAUUCGUAUCUUUUUU